Molecule: messenger RNA, 4587 nt
Organism: Hippoglossus stenolepis (Pacific halibut)
Lineage: Eukaryota; Metazoa; Chordata; Actinopteri; Pleuronectiformes; Pleuronectidae
Gene: tmem62
Product: transmembrane protein 62
Exons: 14
Coding region: 480-2630 (716 amino acids)
Molecular function (GO): hydrolase activity
Source: RefSeq, a predicted model, not a curated record
GUAACAAUCGCCCUUGACUGCGGUGCUCGGUAAACAGUGUCAGAGUGGGAGCUCUUCCUCUCCACACACUCUCUCUCUCGGCCAGUGACGUCUCCCUCCCGCAGGCGGUCUGUGUCUGUCAGUGUCAGUGUCAGUGUGUUGCUGCUGCUGCUGCUGCUGUGCCGUCGGUAGCUGUGGUCGGGAGUUAGCCGCGGAGCUAACCUGCAGCCGAGCCGCGCGGAGCCGCCAAGCGAACCCCCGCACCUCCAUGCAUCCCCCGCGGCCGCGAUGGCAGCGACGGACCCGGUCUGAGUCGUAGCUCCUCCGCCAUGUAGCGCAGCGCCGCGGCUCUGUGUGUAGUCACCGUUAGCGUGAUUUAGCUUCCCCCACUCCCCUCCUCCUCACCCACCGGUAGCUAGCUUCUUUAUUUCUUAUCCCCCCCCCGUGUUGUCCGGGACGGACGGCGGCAGCUAGCCCGCCUCCCUCGCCCCUGCGGGAGGAUGCUGAAGCUGUUCGGAGCGCUGGUGAUCCUCGGACUGGCCCUGGCGUGCAUCACCUCCUGGGUGCUGGACAGCUACGACACGGCUUGGCACCCGAAGCGGAGCGUCCAGCACCCGGCGGCCGGCGACGGAGCCGGGUCCAAGGGGAGCUCUCCACCCUUUCCCGGCGGCGAGCUGGACGGUAUCUUCUGGUUUUUACAGGUGUCUGACAUUCACAUCAGCCGGUUCCACGACCCAAGGCGCAUUCCUGAUUUUGAGAAGUUCUGCACGGACACCGUCGAAGUGAUCCAGCCGGCUCUGGUGCUUGCAACAGGGGACCUGACGGACGCUAAAACAGAGAGCAAGGUGGGCUCCCUGCAGCACGAGGUGGAGUGGCAAGCCUACCACAACAUCCUGAAGAGGUCCCGGGUGAUGGAGCGCACGCGGUGGAUAGACAUCCGGGGAAAUCACGAUGCCUUCAACAUUAUGUCACUGGACAGCGUCAACAACUAUUACCGGAAAUACUCGGCUAAUCAGAAAGUCGGCUCUUUCCACUAUGUUCACAAAACUCCCUUCGGCAACUACUCCUUCGUCUGCGCGGAUGCCACCCUGACUCCAGGACCCAAGAGACCGUACAACUUCUUCGGUAUUCUCAACCAGACUCAGAUGGACUUGCUGGACACGUUCAGAGUUGAGAGUCUGGAAAGCAACCAGUCGAUCUGGUUUGGCCACUACACCACUUCCACUGUCGUCUCCCCGUCUCCAGGAGUCCGGGACAUAAUGAGAUCUGCAGUUGCAUAUCUCUGCGGCCACCUGCACACACUGGGCGGCCUGAUGCCUGUCCUCCACAGCCGACACCCUCAGGGCACCCUGGAGCUGGAGCUGGGCGACUGGAUGGACAACCGCAGGUACAGGGUUCUGGCCUUCGACCAUGACCUGCUGAGUUUCUCUGACUUGAAGUUUGAGCAGUGGCCUGCGGUGCUCAUCACCAACCCCAAGGACGCUCAGUACCUGCAUCCAGGAGUGGAGCCGCUGGGUCGGAUACGAAGAUCCACACACAUCAGGAUCUUGGCCUUCUCAGAGGCUUCAAUCACAGCGGUGCAUGUGAGCGUCGAUGGGGAACCUCUGGGGAAAGGCAGCUCUGCUGGAGGACCUCUGUAUGUGCUCCUGUGGGAUCCAUCUCUCUACCUCACUGGACUGCACACAAUCCGAGUUAAAGUGGAGGACUCGGCAGGCCGGUCGACGGAGCGGGAGCAGCACUUUACUCUGGAGGACGACCUGACUCCCAGCUUUGGCUUUGUGCAGUCCUUCAUCCUCCUCACAGACCACUACAUCCUGGCCCGAGCGGCCUUCAUAUUCAUGAUUCUGCUGAAUGUCGGUGUGCUGCUGGCCUUCAGGUUCCUCAGUGUUCCCUCUGGCAGAGGUUUGACGUCUCAAGCAUGUAUGUCUCUGCAUCUGGUCAGUAAAAUGGACUCUUUCUUCUACUCUCUGCUGCUGUUCAACCUGUGUACAGCCUUAGGUCCGUGGUUCGUAGGAGAAUUGAUAGACGGCCAUAUUGGCGCCUGCUUCGCCUUUGGGGUUUUCAUCGACGGACACUUCCUGGAGGGCAGCCUCACUUAUGUUGUUGGAGUGGUUCAAGACAAAACAAGCUGCUGUUCUUCAACAUGCCCCUCACCUCUUACCUCUGCUGGAGCCUCCACCACCGUUGCCGCGGCAACACCUUCCGAGCCCACCUCCUGCGGCCGGGCUGCCGCUGGCGGAGUCUGGUGGUCCACCUCUUCAUGCUGCUGCUGCUCACCUGGCAGGCCCACUCCUGCUACUUCCUCCUGGAGACCUAUGGCCUCAUGGCCUUUUUCCUGUCUCCUGUCCGCACGUGGGCGUUUGGGCUCAGUCUGCUAUUGGUGUACCGCGCCUGGACAGGCCCCGCCCCUUUCAUUCGUGACAAUAGCAAGAGCGUCUCUCCCUCUUGACAGUAAUUGCACUGUACCACCACCACCACGAUUUCCAUUGAGCCUGACUCACAGAUAUAUUUUCCAGUCUCUAUCCACCCUGAAAGCCUCAAUUUCCCCCACACGCCAGCCUCUUCCUUUCUUUCUCUCCUUCCAUAGCAUCAACCCAUCACUCACUACCCUGUUUCUAGAUAGUAUUUACUUGAUAUGCAUGUUAUUGUAAAGCACCGGUGAGCACAUUUCUGGCCAUAUUCAUAGCGAUGUGUACAGCGUUAAGAAACAAAAACACCCUGGAUAAGAAUUAAAUAGCCUAUUCGAGGACUAGUCCGACGAACGCUGCAGUUGACAGUGUACGAGCUGUAUCCUGCUAUGGUUAAAGCUGACUCACUUACUUGAGCUUUGGCACUUUUUGGAAGUGUUGCCUUGGCUGAAUGCCACCUCACCACUGCCAAAGGAUGAAUAAGAAAGAUUUCACCUUUUAUUCUCCCCCCUGAAAGCCGUUUUCAUUCGCUAAUGAAAGCUGCAUGUGCCAAACCAAUCCCUGUGUUUACCUCCCGACAAACAAAUCAAGUGGAUAAUAAAAGGUCUAUGCCUCAUUUUAUAUACUGUAAGCUUUCACUAAUGUCCCGUGGGCUGAUGGAAAAGUGGUAGUAACCUCGGUGGAAAUGAGGAACUGUAGACGAUGCAACCUAGACGACCAGAUUCUCAAGUUUAUUCUACAUUUAAUUACAGGAAAUGAAAGGAAGGAAAUUAUAAAUGGGUCGAGUACUGUUGCUGAUCUGUCAACGUGUUUUUAAACUUACAUGAAUUCCACUGCACACAACUGCCAAUGUAAAAACUUUGUAAUAUUCGCACUGGAAUAUUCAUAUCAAACACUUCGAUGCCACUUUUCAUCAUGACACAGAGACGCCGGCCUGACUCUUCAUGCUCCUUCAAACGUGACUACAGAAAGCAGCUGUUUGUUUCUCAGGAAUGCGAGCACUUGAACAAUAGGCUGGCCCCGGUAGUAUUUCAGGACAAUGUUUUUUAUACUCCAUAGUAGCUCAGUGAAAAAAAAUAUCCAGAUGUGUGGUGGCAAAAAAAAACUUGUAUUGUGGGAUUUCUUUAUUUUAUUUUCUCUCUCAUGUUAUAAAACUGCACUGGAAAUGGGCAUUUUUCACCUCCCUCCCGUCGAGUGUGGGCAGGAAGAUGCACGAGCGUUCCCUCUGCAUCGGACUUUAAAAUUACAGCUGUGUGUGUGAACACGAUUUGUUCCGAAUGUUGAUCCCUUUUUUGUGAAGGUACGAGAGCAUUGAACUGGGUUUGUGUCACACUAAUUCAGUCCUUUCUAGCCAGUAGUGGCAGGUGCCUGGAUUCCACAAGAACUAACUGAUCUAAAAAUGUACAGAAAUAGGGAGAAUACGUUAUUUAUCGAGUCCUUUCAUGGAAGCAAUGUUCCAGCGGCGUCAGAUCCUCGUAUAUUUUCCAAACCAUACCCAGUGUUGGUACAGAAUCGUUCCUCAGUGCUGUUAUAAAACAUGCGCUCUAAUAUUUAAACACCUGCCAGGCACUGAGAAAAAUAGAUUUAUGUGCAAUCGUGCUGGCAGUGGUUUAAUAACUUCUUUCCUCUCUGCAUCGACAGGUCUUACACGUUUGUACAGGAGCACCACUAAGUGUUUAAUUCCAGGAUGAAGACUGAUAUUUUAAAUGUAUUGACUUUUGUUAUUGGAGAUGUUGUCUCUUAGCAAAGCUCAGUAUCUCUCACAAGCUCUGUGACCUGUCCACAAGGAGGCAGUAUAGAAUGAAUACAGAGGGCAAUGAUUUAUUACUGGGCUGCAUUUCACUUCCAUCCCCAAAUUCUGCAUGAUUAGUUUUUUUCUUUUUGCAGAAAAUCACUCACCGAUUAUAGUUUAAUAUAAAUCUGGUGGUGAUUGUUUUGUACUGUGCAUCCAAUUAACAAAAAACAGACAUCAUUACAUGUCUGAGAAGGAAUACACUGUAAAAAUAAUGUACUGGUGUUCACUUAUUCUACGUCCCCCUCUUAUGUUCAAAUACUGACGCAUACGAAUGAAGAUGAUGAUUUUUUUCCCCGGCCAAAUAUUUUUUUUUCUCGUGACAACUGAACUUAGAGCCAGCCACAACUUUUAUUUUGUUAAUGGUUUAUAGUGCUGUGGAAUAAAAAUGUUCAUUACAGUAAAUCA